Messenger RNA from Boleophthalmus pectinirostris (great blue-spotted mudskipper), 2835 nucleotides. It is a transcript of the gene arhgap44a, whose product is annotated as Rho GTPase activating protein 44a. The transcript is spliced from 18 exons. NCBI's taxonomy places the organism in Eukaryota, Metazoa, Chordata, Actinopteri, Gobiiformes, Gobiidae. The record is from RefSeq and is a predicted model, not a curated record. Gene Ontology annotation, molecular function: protein binding; GTPase activator activity. Gene Ontology annotation, cellular component: leading edge membrane; cytoplasm; intracellular anatomical structure. Bases 5 to 2674 code for a protein of 889 amino acids. Gene Ontology annotation, biological process: negative regulation of Rac protein signal transduction; regulation of actin cytoskeleton organization; positive regulation of GTPase activity.
AAAGAUGCUGAAGAUAAGCGGAGAAACAGAGGAGAGAUUGGCCCAGGAGCUGAUUCAGUUUGAGUUUCAGAUAGAGAGAGAUGUGGUGGAGCCUCUCUACGUGCUGGCUGAGGUGGAUAUUCCCAACAUCCAGAAACAGAGAAAACACUUAGCUAAACUUGUUUUGGACAUGGACUCUGCACGAACAAGAUUUCAGCAGUCAUCAAAGUCGUCCAGUCACCCGAGCACACUUCAGCCUGGAGCCAAGUCUGAGUCUCUGCGUGAGGAGAUGGAGGAGGCCGCCACCCGAAUGGAGAUCUGCAGGGAUCAAUUGUCAGCAGACAUGUACAAUUUUGUGGCCAAAGAAAUAGACUAUGCAAACUACUUCCAGACGUUGAUAGAAACACAGGCCGAAUACCAUCGGAAAUCAUUAGAGAUUCUUCACAGUAUUCUGCCUCAGAUUAAAGCGCAGCAAGAAGCGUGGGUAGAGAAGCCGUCGUUUGGCAAGUCCCUAGAAGAGCACCUGAACAUUAGCGGGAGAGAAAUCGCCUUCCCCAUCGAGGCCUGUGUCACUAUGCUACUGGAGUGUGGCAUGCAGGAGGAGGGUCUCUUUAGAGUAGCUCCAUCUGCGUCAAAGCUGAAGAAGCUAAAGGCCUCUUUGGACUGUGGGGUUCUGGAUGUGCAGGAGUACUCCUCUGAUCCACACGCCAUAGCAGGGGCAUUAAAAUCUUACCUCCGCGAACUCCCAGAGCCACUAAUGACCACAGAACUUUAUGACGAAUGGAUACAGGCUUCCAACAUUCAAGAUAUGGACAAAAGAUUACAAGCACUUAUGGCAACUUGUGAAAAACUUCCCACAGACAAUUUGAACAAUUUCAGAUAUUUAAUUAAAUUCUUGGCCAAGCUGAGUGAAUAUCAGGAAUCAAACAAGAUGACGCCCGGUAACAUGGCGAUUGUCCUCGGCCCCAAUUUGCUGUGGACACACACUGAACCGAACAUGACUGAGAUGAUGACAACAGUGUCCCUGCAGAUAGUUGGCAUUAUUGAACCUAUUAUUCAGCAUGCUGAUUGGUUCUUUCCUGGAGAAAUUGAGUUUAACCUGACUGGCUGCUACGGGAGCCCGGUCCACACCAACCACAACUCCAACUACAGCUCCAUGCCCUCACCAGACAUGGACCAAUCAGAACGCAAGCAGCCGCACGACCAAAGCCGUCGCCCACUGAGUGUUGCCACGGACAACAUGAUGCUCGAAUUUUACAAGAAGGAUGGCAUUAGGAAAAUACAAAGUAUGGGCGUUAGGGUGAUGGAUACCACCUGGGUCUCUCGUAAGGGCUCAUCCACAUUGUCGAGGAAGACUUCAUCCACUCCCCCGGGAAUGCCCGCUCCAGGCUCCUCUGCAGACUCACUGAUCCCAGAACAGCCUGGGGAGUUUGUGACAUCACCCUCUGCCACACCUCCACUCAGUGACCGGGCCUGCUCAGAGCUCGUGUUACCCAAUCGGCCGGACACCUCUCAUGCCCACCCACCUCAGGGGGAGGACCGGCCCCCUCCUCCUUACCCCAUGUCUUCGUGCCACAGUAUGACACACCACUUCUACCCCAAACCCCCGCCCUGUGCCCGUCCGGUGGCACCAGGUCCAGAGUCUCAGCCCCCUGGAUCACCUCCAGCACCCCUUCGCUGGUCUGGCUUUACACCCCCAGCCCCACCCCCCUCCUCCUCAUCUUCGUCCUCUUCCUCCUCACUUGAUAUAAAUUCAAACCCCAAACCCAGCUGUCUGCACUUUGCCAAGCACAGUCCUCCGGGUGACGUACCACAUGCCCCUCCACCACCAGACACAAGCGCGUCACCUCUGUACAUCAAAACGCCCCUGGUUCUCACCCGCCACGAUCAGGCCUUUGGUAACCCCCCUAGCCUCCCUUCAUCUGCACCCCCGCCCCCUCCAUGGGCUGCUUGUUCAAGUGCCAGAGAGAGAGGACCCCCCAGACUGACUAGUUCCCUGAAGAGUAAGGAGCUCUCCCCUGUGAUUGGACACAAAGCCAUCCAGGUGGCAACUCCAACAGUUCCUCCUAACUGUAGCCCCCAGACCAGCACCCAGUGCCCCCACUCUACAGAGCACAGCCCACACUCUUUGCGCAAAGGUUCUAAGAAACUGGCCCCAGUGCCUCCCAAAGUCCCAUACUGUCAGUCUGGUGGAAUGCCUGACCAGUCUGCGGGACAGCCAUCACCCGUCAGCCUGUCUCCCACUCCUCCUAGUACCCCCUCGCCCUACGGACUGAGCUGUCCACCUGGGCCGCUUCCCCCCUCUUCUCCAGGACAGACCCCACUUGGAGGACCACAUUCUCUGUCAUCCCCACCCUCUUUAACAGGAACACUUACCAAGUCCCGCCCUGCUCCUAAACCCCGGCAGAGACCCAGCCUGCCACCCCCCCAGCCCCCCUCAGUGCCCUCUGGACUCAUUGGACCCAGCUCCGCCUCUGUGCCACAGCCUUUGGAGCAGGGUCUGAUGGAUGGCCUGUCGCCUGGAGAGAGCUUGUCCACAGAUAUCUUCAAUUAUGAAAUCCCCUCCAUCAAUGUCAAUCUGGACAGCCUCAUCGAUGAGUUCAGCGGCGCCCCCUGCAGGCGGUCCAUGGGAGUGACAGACUCUCCAGAAGGGGAUGCUGUGGCUGAGGAGGAGCCCCAAAGUACCACUCUAUGACACUAAGGCACCACAGCUUUCAGCGCCUCUAAUCGUGUUCACUCUGCUUACUAAGGUGACCAAUGUCUGAUGGAAAACAGUUGGCCUCACCUAUGCCCACCUGAGCCCUGCCUAACCUGUUGCACAUCAGCUAGACAGCAAAGAUCCAGUAUUAUAGUUAA